Messenger RNA from Theileria parva strain Muguga, 2358 nucleotides. RefSeq lists its product as uncharacterized. NCBI's taxonomy places the organism in Eukaryota, Apicomplexa, Aconoidasida, Piroplasmida, Theileriidae. The transcript has 12 exons. The coding region runs from base 682 to 2322 and encodes 546 amino acids. The record is from RefSeq and is a predicted model, not a curated record.
CUUUAACUCCAUCUUUAUCAGUUUGAACAUCCUCUUUUCCUAAACGAUAAUAUUAAAUUAUGAAGCAAACUUAUGUUGUAAGGAAUCGUUGUUAUUAAGUCAACACUAAAAGGCUCAUCAAUUGACAAUGUUCUGUUACUCAAAAUACAAGUUAUAACCCUUUCCUCAGUGCCAUGAGUUAAUGGGUGCUCAAUGAUGAUUCUGUCGUUAACUGAAGCCUCUUCUACAAACUUUGUUUCAAACCUGAAAUUACUAAUAAUAUAAUAAAUCUAACCCUUGAACUGUAUUUGAUGAAGAUACUAUCCUUCCAGUACCAAUGAAUUCAUUAACCUUUUUGUUUUCACUAUUUUCAUUUUUUGAAUCAUCUACUUCACUGGAUUCCUUCUUCUUUUUCUUGUAAAGUUUCGAGAUUCCCUUGAGCUUAAUCUUUCCAGAAACCUUUCGGUUAUAUAAGUCGGAACUAGUCAUUAUUUAUAACAAAAAACUACUUUAUCAUUGUAACAAUAAUUUUAAAUAAUUACACAUUAAUUAAACUAUUUUCAUACCCAUAAUGAUUAAUAACAUUAACAUCCUUACUAUUGUCAUGUUUAAUUUUUUUGAAAUUACAAAAUGUUUAAAAACUGUUAAAAAUUUGAAAAUUAUUUUAUUGAUGCACGGUUUUAUUUAAAAUCGCAUAAAUUUAUGGCAAACCUUGCUACUAGAGGAUACUAUAUCACAGGAAUAAACAAUGUUAAUGUACGUCUAUAUCCUCAGGUUCUUGGUAUUUACAAGAUACAUGAACACAACCUUUGUAAUGCACUGAGGGACUUUGGGCUGAUUAUUAAGUCUGACAGUCGGCGCUCUCUUCUCAACUACAAUUAUGAUUUCUUAAAAUUUUUACAAGUCAUGAGACCAAGCGAAGUCUGUAUGAUAGCUCACGGUUACUCUUUGCUUAAACUAGACGAUAGAAAUUGGUGGAACUCAUUCACGUCGAUUUCAUCUCAGCUACUUUAUGACAUUGACGGAAAGGAAAUUGCAGGUCUUCUCUACAGUUUAACAAGGGUGUAUUCACAGAAAAAUAAUUUAAUUGAACGAUUAAUUGACGAGUCCAAGUCAUGGAUAAACCUUGCGACUCCAACCUCACUAUCUCUUUUAGUUAAGGUUGCGACUCAUUUCAAUUGUGGUCCUGAGAUAAUGAAGAUGCUUAAUCUGAGAUCACUACAGCUAAUCGAUGACCUGAAGAUUGUAGAUAUUGUGUUUUUCCUCACAUCCAACGUUGAAUCAAAAACACAUGAUAUUAAUUUCUUUCGUCAAAUGUGUUUAAGAAUCAUCGAGAUAAUUGACGAAGUUGACUUACAUCACUUGAGAGCUAUAGCUGCUUCAAUAAGCAUGGGUGGAUUUAAGUCCCAUAUAAUGUUCAAUGUUUUGACAAUUAGAUUAUCGCAAAUCGCUUCCAGUAAAAAUCUUACCGAGAGUGAUGUCAUAUCGAUACUUUUGGCAUUCACUACUCAGAAGUUUCUUGCCCACAAUGACCUCAGCAUUGACUCUAAAACGUAUAAAAGAUUUCUUAAAGAAAAUCCAACUUCAAGUAAUGACAUCUUCACGUUCCCUUUACCUGAAUUUGGACAUGUAAUGUCUGAAUCGGUUUAUAGAAAUAAGGACCGAAUCACUUCAAACGGUUUGCCAAUUGUUUUUAGAGCAAUUUCUAUACUUAAGAUACCCAUAGAUGAAGAUUUUUUUAAUCAUUUACUUGCCAGAACUUGCAAUCAUAUAGAGCAAGAUUUAUACAAGGGAUUGAAACUUUCUAAUCUUGUAGUGACCUUUGUGAAGUUCAACAGGGACAAUUCUGCCUUUUGGAAGGCCAUUUAUGGAACCUUAACUAGACAGAAUGAUUUGCAGUUAACUGGAGAUUUAGUUUCUAAGAUGAUAAACACAAUUUCAACCAUCGAACCAGGGAGUUUAUCUGACUCUAAAUACCUGGAUAUGGUCAGAACUACUCUUAUAAAGAAUUGUGAAAAUUAUGCUUCUUCCAUGAGUGCUAGGUCUCUUUUGGCCUUAAAUAGACAUUUCUCACUCACUAAACAAACUGAAAUUCUCUGCUCUGACGAGUUCAUAGACGCCAUCAUAAAUAAGAUGGAUGAUUUUUCAUUGUCAGAUUUGACUAAAAUCCUUAAAAGUUAUACUAAUCUAAACAAAUCUAAUAUUAAUAAAGAGAAAAUUGACAUCAUGGCUACUAAAGCUGAGGAGAGGAUUAAUAUGGAAAACUACCCGAAAGGCUCUAACAAUUUGGAAUUAACCAACCUGAUUCAAAAUUUAAAGUCUGGAACGAUCAAUACCACUUAAAUGCAGUGUAAAUAUUAAUUUAUUAAAUUAAACGAA